GCGAUGGAGGCGUGCGAGGCGCCGAUCGUGGGCGCGGUGCACGGGGACUGCGUGAACGCGGGAUUCGAGCUCGCGCUCGGGUGCGACGCGUUGGUGGCGAGCGAGGACGCGCGGUUCGUGGACACGCACGCGACGAUCGGGAUCUUACCGAGCUGGGGACUGAGCGUGAAGCUGAGUCGGAGCGUCGGGGCGAACGCGGCGCGGGCGUGCUCGGUGUUCGGACGAGCGAUGGACGCGAGGCGGGCGGAGGCGCUGGGGUUGACGUGCGCGACGACGAAGGAC
Molecule: messenger RNA, 282 nt
Organism: Ostreococcus lucimarinus CCE9901
Lineage: Eukaryota; Viridiplantae; Chlorophyta; Mamiellophyceae; Mamiellales; Bathycoccaceae
Exons: 1
Source: RefSeq, a predicted model, not a curated record